This is a messenger RNA of Anneissia japonica, 1595 nucleotides long. RefSeq names its product sodium- and chloride-dependent neutral and basic amino acid transporter B(0+)-like. Lineage: Eukaryota; Metazoa; Echinodermata; Crinoidea; Comatulida; Comatulidae. The transcript is spliced from 2 exons. The record is from RefSeq and is a predicted model, not a curated record. Bases 16 to 303 code for a protein of 95 amino acids.
UUGCUUUAUAAUUGGAUGAACUGGAGCGAGCCAACAUACAAUGACGAGUUAUACCCACUUUGGGGACGUGUCAUUGGCUGGGUAAUCAUUGGACUCACACUCAUUUUUAUUCCUUUGGUUAUGAUUUACGAAUUUCUGAGAGCAAGUGGAAGCGUUGCUGACCGUUGGAGGGCAAUGAGCAGGCCCAGAGCUGAUUGGGGACCACAGAUGGAGGCAAACCGAGCACAGGCCUGGCAGAUGCACGAAUACUACAACACUACGAUGGGAGGCAAACGAGAGGCUCCCGAUACCUCUCGCAACUAAAACCACAUGUCAUUUUAGACUACCCAUUAUUUUUGCAGUUUAUUAAAACGUACAAUUUAUAAUGUAACUAGGCUGGUAUACUUGCAUUGUAUUCAGUUUUUGCAUUCCGUUUGAUAAAAAUGGUUGGUUUCCGGUCAGGUUACUCAGUGUUAUCAAUCUACAGUGUAUGAUUACGACUUUUAUUACUUAAGAAUGGGCUAUUUCCUCAAAUAGCCUACAAUUAUUUAAUGAUUUCCCACCUAUACUUAUUGACCGAAAUUUGAGAGGAUAUCAGUCUGUUUUUUUUUUUCUUUUUUGCAAUUGGUCAUUCUUUACCUCAUAUUAUUAUUCUAUUAUUAGUGGAACUCUAAAUUAUAUUAGAAAUUAGAAAAUACACCCAAAUAAUGAAACUCUAAAUUAUAUUAGAAAUUAGAACGUACACUCAAAUCCUUUAUAAACUGAGAGUCAGAAACAGGCGAAAAAUUUUCCUCAACUACACAGUUGACUAACCUGAAGUUUACUACUAAAGGCUUGAAUGUUACAAAUAUAGUUAAUUAAUACUGUAGAUAGGCACCGGUGAGAUAGGCCCACAUGUUAUGUGUAGUCAAUUUAUUGUAAAUCGGUAAGCUUUGUAUAUGGUUGUUUGUUAGUUCGACUGACAAACUACCAUAUACAAAGCUUACCGGCAUUUGAGCAAAUCGUACAUAUUACAAAACCAUUUUUAUUAACCCUCUUAUUUAAAACUUCAAGUUGUUAUAUAUUUUCAACAUUUUUUCACUUGUAAAUAAUGUUUAGUAUGUAAUUAACACAUUGCUAGUUUUGCCAAUUAUGUUUGGUGUCGAAUACACUUGUUUCUGCGCAUAUGACCCUCGUAAUACGGUAUAAAUGCAUAACCUUUAACCUUUGUAUCGUUUUUCGUUAUAGUAUUUGUUAAAAGCAUGCAGUCCUUUAAACUAUAAUCAUAAAUUAAUAUGACAGAAGUUGUUUAUAUAUUUUUAAACAUUUUAAAACUCAGUAGUUCAUAUAUUUUAAACAUUUUCUCACUUGUAAAUAAUGUUUAGUAUAUAAUUAAUACAUUCCCAGUUUGGUGUGGAAUACACUUGUUUGGUCUCGCAAACAAAUAAUACCCUAUUUUGAAUGGACCGCUCAGGUAGUCUAUAGACUAUCGGAGCGGUCAAUCUUAAGUUAACGUGGUAGGUUUCAGGAGGACAUUAGUUUCCUUAGCGAUCCUGAGGCAACUUGACAAAUGAAACGCAACUGCAAAACUUUUAUCAGGCCAAAAAAAAAAAUUGUUGUGUUGCCAUUAAUUGAGA